AGCUGGUUGGCGUGAGGGGCUCCAGGGCUCUGGGCAGGGAAGAUGGCGUCUCGGGCAGGCCCGCGAGCGGCCGGCACCGACGGCAGCGACUUUAAGCACCGGGAGCGAGUCGCCACGCACUACCAGAUGAGUGUGACCCUCAAGUAUGAAAUCAAGAAGCUGAUCUACGUGCAUCUGGUCAUAUGGCUGCUGCUGGUUGCCAAGAUGAGCGUGGGGCACCUGAGGCUCUUGUCGCAUGAUCAGGUGGCCAUGCCCUAUCAGUGGGAGUACCCCUAUUUGCUGAGCAUUGUACCCUCCCUCUUGGGCCUCCUCUCCUUCCCCCGCAACAAUAUUAGCUACCUGGUGCUCUCGAUGAUCAGCAUGGGGCUCUUUUCCAUCGCUCCCCUCAUAUAUGGCAGCAUGGAGAUGUUCCCUGCUGCACAGCAGCUCUACCGCCAUGGCAAGGCCUACCGCUUCCUCUUUGGUUUUUCUGCCGUCUCCGUCAUGUAUCUGGUGUUGGUGCUGGUGGUCCAGGUGCAUGCCUGGCAGUUAUACUACAGCAAGAAGCUCCUAGACUCUUGGUUCACCAGCACACAGGAGAAGAAGCGUAAAUGAAGCCGGCUCGAUGAACUACUGUGUGAGGUGAAGCCUGGGCCUCCCAUCCAGUGGAGUGAGGGUAGAGGAGCUGUUCUGAAACCUCCUUCGGUGAUUUUGGCAGCUGCGAUGUUGGCAACUAGUGCAAACUAGGUCCAAGUUCAGCAAAGCCCCUUCUGUUGCCAUCAGCUGGUAGCAAAACUAUGUUUAAUUUACUCCUGGCUGGUGGAACUGGGUGAUCAGCAGCUGUGAAACAAAUUUCAGCUGGUUGAAGUUGAGAUCCUUCUGGAGCUUUUCAUCCUUGCCUCUUCUUGGUCAUCCUCUCCGCUUCCAUCCAUCACCCCUUAGCCACCGAGACUGAAGGAGAUAGGGAAUAAAUCACAUUCUGCUUCAAUCCAUGAGUCAUGGGGCAGGAAACAUUUGAGGGGCUGCUCCCCUUGCAGGCUGUGGUCUCUACUGUGAAGCAUUUUAAUGAAAAAGAACCUCAAUAAAGUUACAACUGCCU
This is a messenger RNA of Lipotes vexillifer (Yangtze River dolphin), 1078 nucleotides long. It is a transcript of the gene JAGN1, whose product is annotated as jagunal vesicle mediated transporter 1. Gene Ontology annotation, cellular component: endoplasmic reticulum membrane. NCBI's taxonomy places the organism in Eukaryota, Metazoa, Chordata, Mammalia, Artiodactyla, Lipotidae. The record is from RefSeq and is a predicted model, not a curated record. The coding region runs from base 43 to 594 and encodes 183 amino acids. The transcript has 2 exons. Gene Ontology annotation, biological process: endoplasmic reticulum organization; granulocyte colony-stimulating factor signaling pathway; vesicle-mediated transport.